Messenger RNA from Antrostomus carolinensis (chuck-will's-widow), 1290 nucleotides. Its product is annotated as transient receptor potential cation channel subfamily A member 1. Gene Ontology annotation, cellular component: transmembrane transporter complex. The transcript is spliced from 11 exons. Gene Ontology annotation, biological process: monoatomic ion transmembrane transport. The record is from RefSeq and is a predicted model, not a curated record. The annotation marks the transcript as partial. Gene Ontology annotation, molecular function: protein binding; transmembrane transporter activity. Lineage: Eukaryota; Metazoa; Chordata; Aves; Caprimulgiformes; Caprimulgidae.
GGGGCUAAUAUUGAUAGUGUUGACAUAGAAGGUCGAUCCCCACUUCUGUUGGCCACUUCCUGUGCAUCAUGGAAAAUUGUGAAUUUACUGCUCUCAAAAGGAGCAAAUGUAUCAUUAAAAGAUCAUCUUGGUCGGAAUUUCUUACAUUUGACGGUAUUACAGCCUGGAGGAUUACAGCAUCUGAAUGAGAAAUUUCUGCAGAUGGAACAUAUUAAGAAUCUUGUAGUGGAUGAAGACAACGAAGGAUGCACACCAUUGCAUUAUGCAUGCAGACAAGGUGUGGCCCUCUCUGUAAAUAAUUUACUCAGCCUCAACGUUUCCAUCUACUCUAAGAGCAGAGACAAGAAGUCACCAUUACACUUUGCUGCCAGCUAUGGGCGCAUCAAUACAUGUCAACGACUUAUAAGAGAUAUGAAAGACACAAGACUGUUGAAUGAAGGUGAUAAGAAGGGAAUGACUCCCCUUCAUUUGGCAGCCCAGAAUGGUCAUGAGAAGGUAGUUCAGUUUCUUCUGAAGAGAGGAGCCCUUUUCCUCUGUGAUUAUAAAGGCUGGACAGCCUUGCACCAUGCUGCCUUCGGAGGAUACACUCGCACAAUGCAGAUCAUUUUGGAUACUAAUGUGAAGUGUACUGACAGAGUGGAUGAAGAAGGGAACACAGCUUUGCACCUGGCUGCAAGAGAAGGACAUGCAAAAGCAGUAAGGUUACUUCUUGACUAUGGUGCAAAAAUUCUGUUCAACAAAGCAGUAGCUUCUUUUUUCCAUGAAGCAAUACACAAUAGGAGGAAAGAUGUAGUCUCUGCUGUCAUUUUGCACAAAAGAUGGGAAGAAGCUGUUGUGACAUUCUCUCACUAUUCUAGUGCCAAUAAGUGUCCUUUGCUGGAAAUGGUUGAGUAUCUUCCCGAUUCAUUUAAACUGGUUUUGGACAACUGCAUAAUUGAAUCUUCAGAAGAAAAGACAAGUCGAGACUUUUAUAUUGAAUAUAACUUCAGAUAUCUUCAGUGUCCCCUGACACUUAACAAGAAACUAAAGGAUGGUGAAGACAUAUUCUAUGAACCACUUACCACUUUAAAUGCCAUGGUACGCCACAAUCGCAUGGAGCUACUCAGUCAUCCCGUGUGUAAAGAAUAUUUGCUUAUGAAGUGGAUGGCCUAUGGGUUUCGAGCACAUCUGAUGAAUUUAGGCAUAUAUUCUCUUGGACUCAUCCCGCUGACUCUUCUGGUCACUCACAUACAGCCAGGAAGACCUUUGAAUGGAACAGAGGUCUAUGAAGCAAGACCAUUAGAAUAUGAG